AUGGCUCCUGGGCUUGGCAAGUACUAUCGAGGGCGUGCCGUGAUUGUUGAUGUCCAGAACGAUUUCAUCACAGGCUCUCUGGGCAGUCCGAGGGCCCCAAAGAUCCUACCCAAGAUCUAUCAGCUCCUAGACAGCCAUGAGUGGCCAUUCAUAGUUGCCUCUCAAGACUGGCAUCCAAUCGACCACGUAUCGUUCGCUGCUACGCACCCGGGCGCAGGCGACUCAAUCAAUAUCACGUUCCUUGACACCAAUAGUAAGAUCGAAACACAGGCCUUGUAUCCAAAUCACUGUGUGCCUGAGACCUGGGGAGCCGAGAUUGAAACUGGCGUGCAAACGCGCCUGCAUUACCUGGAAGGCUUCCGGACGCCUGUGAACUACAUCAAGAAAGCACAGAACCAUUCCGUGGAUUCGUACUCCGCAUUUGGCGACAACCAAUACCACCAGUUUACGACGCUGCAUUCUGAGCUACUGCUUCACAGUAUCGAGACGAUCGUGGUCACGGGUCUGAUCACAAACGCCUGCGUUCGGGGCACGUCUAUUGAUGGUAUCAAAUUCGGAUUCGAGGUGAUUCUGAUCGAGGACGCAACGGAGACGACGUCGGAUGAGGCAAAAGCGAGCGCAAUCGCCGAACUGGAAGGUUGGGCUGUUUCCAAAUAUCUUCUAGCUAUUCCCAUUGAAACGCUUAUCUGA
Neoarthrinium moseri is the source of this 690-nucleotide messenger RNA. RefSeq lists its product as uncharacterized. Lineage: Eukaryota; Fungi; Ascomycota; Sordariomycetes; Amphisphaeriales; Apiosporaceae. The transcript has 3 exons. The record is from RefSeq and is a predicted model, not a curated record. The coding region runs from base 1 to 690 and encodes 229 amino acids.